CUCAUUCAUGGUUAAACAAGAACUAAAACAAAAUAAUUACAAUUUAGGGGCUGUUUGCUUCCUUCUUCUCACCGGCAGCCAGGGGCGGAGCUUGUAGGGACAAAGGACCGCGGCCAUCCAAAAAAACAUUAUAGAUAAAAUGACUAAAACAUCUUUAUUAAAACAAAAAAAUCACAACAAUACUUGAAGCUAAUUCAGUUUUCUAUUUCUUCUUCUCUUUCUCCCUUUUCCUUACAGGUUACAGCCUUCCUCUCUCCCUUCUCCAAAAUCAGAUUCACGAAUCACAACAACCGCGCGGCCGCCUCUGCCAGAUCGCUCCUCUGCUCGCUGCGGGCCUGCGGCCGCCUCUGCCUGACUUCCUCCGUGGCCGCUCGUCGCCCUCGCCUCUCUGUUCGCCGCAAUUUCAUCUGUCUCCAGAUUGCAUUGCUGCUUUGUUCAAAAGUUCAAUUGUAGGAGAAGGUUUUGCUGAUUGAUUUGGUUGUGAGAAGAUGCAUCCUCCUCUAACAUUGCACAAGCACCCUAUGUGCGCUGAAAUUAUUGAACAGUUUCAAAAGUGUCAUGUGGAACAUCCUAUUGCAAAAUUCUUUGGCGAAUGUACAGAUUUGAAAAUAAAAUUAGAUCGCUGCUUCAGAGAAGAAAAAGCUGUGAAGAGAAAGGCCAACUUUGAAAAGAGCAAAGAAUUGAAGGAACAGUUGCGAGUUUUAAGGAAAGAAAAUGCUGUAAACAGCAAUCAAUAGAAAAAUUUCCUGCUGUAUUGAAAACCAAAAUUGUUAUGCAAAAUGCAAUCCAUAGUUGCAUAGAAUAGCAUGAUAUGAUGUUUUGCCACUUCGAAACAGGGAAAUAUUCAAUAUUGAUAUUGUUUGAAGUAUGUCUGCUCUCUGAUGAUAUUUUGCUAUAUGUUCUCCAUUUUGCCACUUCCUUGCUGGUUUGAUGAAUUAGUAUGUAACUAUAUUAUUUUACACCGAAAAACUUGUCAUAUAAUAAGAUGAUUGUUAUGUA
Molecule: messenger RNA, 999 nt
Organism: Cicer arietinum (chickpea)
Lineage: Eukaryota; Viridiplantae; Streptophyta; Magnoliopsida; Fabales; Fabaceae
Cellular component (GO): mitochondrion
Source: RefSeq, a predicted model, not a curated record